GGCGAGCAAUCGCAGAUAAGGGCAUCGUCUGGAGCGAUAACUCACUCGGAGAGGCCAUAAGUAGGGGGGAUACGCUUAGUCCUUCGCUCGGCCGCGCUCUAUCACUCACCCAACGAGCUCGCCGCACUCGAAUCGCACAAAGUUCAAACAAAAAAGCGCAGAAUAUGUCGGAGUCUCGUCAACCGCUUCUCGCUGAAGCAGCACUCCGGAGGGCGUACGGUACAGCUAACGAUGGACCGACGGAGACGGUGUCGACCAUCUCGGACGACGUGGACGUUGGGGACGAGUUUGACUCGGCGAUUGCCGACGCCCCCUCCCGCGUCACGUUGUUCCUGUCGUUAGUCCGCGAUUCGAUUCCCGUUAUCCUCUCCUACGUACUCCAAAACUCCCUUCAGACCAUCUCGGUACUCAUAGUCGGCCGCCUGGGCCCCGAGGAGCUCUCCGCGGCGGCGUUCAGCCUCAUGUUGGCUUUCGUUACCGGCGAGUGCUGGUGCGUUGCUCUGGGCGGCACGACUGCGCUCGAUACGCUCGGUUCGCAAGCCUUCACGGGCGGGGCGCGCCGCACGGACCUUUCCGUGCACCUCCAGCGCUGUGUUGUGCUUCUCUGGCUGCUUUUCGUACCCGUAGCGGUACUUUGGUUCUGGAUAGAGCCAGUCUUACUUUCUCUCGGUCAACCGGUCGCGAUCUGUAGGGAUACACAGCGCUUCCUGCGUGUCCUCAUCGUUGGCGGGCCGGGGUAUAUCGCUUUCGAGUCUUUGAAGAAGUACCUGCAGUGCCAAGGUAUUAUGUCGUUGUCUACUAUUGUGCUCGUUAUCAUGUGCCCGGUGAACAUCGCCCUGAACAUUGCCUUCGUCCACUACACCUCACUCGGGCUCCUCGGCUCGGCGGUCGCCCUCUGCGCGACUUACUGGCUCUGCUUCCUCCUCCUAUGCAUUUUCACGUAUUUCUCGCCUACCCACGACAAGAACGGCACCUGGGGCGGACUUCAGCCCUCCCUCUUCUUUGAAGCGCGUAGCUGCGCCAUCUUCCUCCGGCUGGCUCUGCCUGGCAUCCUCAUGGUUGGCACGGAGUGGGCCGCCUUUGAGAUUGUCGCGCUCGCUGCCGGUCGACUGGGAGAAAUUCCGCUCGCCGCGCAGUCGGUCAUCAUGACCACUGAUCAAGUCUUGAACACCCUUCCCUUCGGAAUUGGUGUCGCCGCUUCCGCACGCGUGGGCAAUCUCAUUGGUGCCCGGUCUGCGUCUGGUGCGAAGCACGCCGCCCAUGCAUCAGCGCUUCUGAGCGUGAUGGUCGGCGUUGUGGUCAUGGUCACUAUGAUAGCAGCGAAGGAUGUCUUCGGUUACCUCUUCAGCGACGAUGAGGCUGUCGUGAAGCUCGUGAGCAAGGUUAUGCCGCUCGUUGCCUCCUUUCAGGUCGCCGACGGUCUCGCUGGCUCCUGCGGAGGCGUGCUUCGUGGUCAAGGUCGUCAGCACCUGGGCGCCGUCUUCAACCUUGUCGCGUACUACGUCCUCGCUCUCCCUAUGGGCGUCAGCCUGGCUUUCAAGACUUCCCUUGGCCUACAGGGUCUCUGGGUUGGUCAGGUCGUCGCUCUCUUCAUCGUCGGGAUCGGAGAGUAUCUCACGGUCUGGCUGUGGACGGACUGGGACAAGGAGGUUCGCAAGGGGAUCGAGCGUAACGAGGCAGAGGCGAAGGCGCGCGCUGCGGCGCUGGAAGCAGACGAGAUGUAGUGAUAGAUUAAAAGUAGUUUCUCCAACAAUGUAAGGCCUCUGUUUCUCUCUAAGAUAUACUCUACGUAUGGACAGACGUAUGCGAAGGUCGACGAAGUUCAACCGUGACGAGUCAC
Schizophyllum commune H4-8 is the source of this 1840-nucleotide messenger RNA. Its product is annotated as MATE efflux family protein. Gene Ontology annotation, molecular function: xenobiotic transmembrane transporter activity; antiporter activity. Gene Ontology annotation, cellular component: membrane. The record is from RefSeq and is a predicted model, not a curated record. NCBI's taxonomy places the organism in Eukaryota, Fungi, Basidiomycota, Agaricomycetes, Agaricales, Schizophyllaceae. The coding region runs from base 165 to 1724 and encodes 519 amino acids. The transcript is spliced from 7 exons. Gene Ontology annotation, biological process: xenobiotic detoxification by transmembrane export across the plasma membrane.